Molecule: messenger RNA, 8002 nt
Organism: Xiphophorus maculatus (southern platyfish)
Lineage: Eukaryota; Metazoa; Chordata; Actinopteri; Cyprinodontiformes; Poeciliidae
Gene: madd
Product: MAP kinase activating death domain
Exons: 38
Coding region: 433-5511 (1692 amino acids)
Biological process (GO): regulation of Rab protein signal transduction; regulation of apoptotic process
Cellular component (GO): cytosol
Molecular function (GO): guanyl-nucleotide exchange factor activity
Source: RefSeq, a predicted model, not a curated record
GGUUGUAACUGACCGAACCACUCGUUCAUCCAGUAGGGAGGCGGACACACGCAUUUCCAUCAUUUACUACGCUGUCAACCAGUCACACUCAGCGACAAGCCCUCCCAUUUAUUGUUCGUGUCCGGCUUUUUAAAUGAGCAACCGUAACCUUGAGAAAACACGACAUAACUCAUACAACCACCCCUUCCUCUCCAGUCUCUGUGACCGAGAGAGGCAUUCAAGACACGGGCCGUCGUCUUUGGCAGUUGGUUUCACAGCGAACGUUAGCGGCUAGCAGGCUAAUGUGAGCAGGUUUGUCUGUAGUGAAUGGACAUAAUGAUGACAAAGGAUCUGAAUUUCAGCUACAAACCUCCUUUGAUGAAAAUACACCAUUGACACAGAAGGGAACAUAUAUCCUGGAUGUCUUGACAUACAGGAUUUUAAUAUUCCAAAAUGGAGAAAAAGAAAAUAUGCCCACGUCUUCUUGACUACUUAGUGGUUGUUGGAGCAAGGCAACCAAGUAGUGACAGUGUGGCCCAGACUCCACAGCUUCUCCGACGCUAUCCCCUGGAGGAUCACCACGACUUCCCGCUCCCGCCGGAUGUGGUGUUCUUCUGCCAACCAGAGGGCUGCUUGAGCAUCCGCCAGCGCCGGGUCAGCCUGCGUGAUGACUCCUCGUUUGUUUUCACGCUGACCGACAAGGACUCUGGAAUCACCCGCUAUGGAAUCUGUGUCAACUUCUAUCGAUCUUUUCAGCGCGGGCAUCACCGCCCUCGCGACAAGAGUAGCCAUACAGAAACUGCAGCGCAGGCAGUGGAGAGUACUAAUGAAGCAUCUGAUGGAGGCGGUGGAGGCCAUGUUGCUGCAUCAUCCGCUCCUGACAACUCCAAGUCUGAAGCCCCAUCUUCAUCUGGAGAAGAGAGUGGGCAACCAGGUCCUGAGCAAACCCCUGGCAAGUCUCCACAGCACAAACGCAGAGCUGCCAAGAUGGCUGCCAGGAACCGCAACAGUACACUGACCUCGCUGUGCAUACUCAGCCACUACCCCUUCUUUACCACUUUUAGAGAAUGCUUAUAUAUUCUCAAGAGGCUGGUGGACUGCUGCAGUCAGAGGCUAACCCAACGAGCGGGACUCUCUCGUGCCACCCAAAGGGACACCAUGUGGCGGGUGUUCACCGGAGCGCUCUCUGUGGAAGAGAAGGGCAGUCAGCUGCUGGUCGACCUACGGGAUAUCGAGUCCUGGGUGUACCGACUGCUGCGCUCCCCGGUGCCACUGGCAGGUCAGAGGCGCGUGGAUGUGGAGGUGCUGCCCCAGGAACUGAAACGGCCACUCACCUUCGCCUUGCCUGACAACUCUCGUUUCUCCUUGGUUGAUUUCCCGUUGCACCUGCCCUUGGAGUUGCUUGGUGUUGACGCCUGUCUUCAGGUCCUCAGCUGUGUCUUGUUGGAGCACAAGGUCAUUCUUCAGUCACGUGAUUACAAUGCUUUGUCCAUGAGUGUCAUGGCCUUUGUUGCUAUGAUCUACCCCCUGGAGUACAUGUUCCCCGUUAUCCCGUUGCUCCCUACAUGUAUGGCUUCUGCUGAGCAGCUUCUUCUCGCUCCCACUCCCUACAUUAUUGGUGUUCCAGCCAGCUUCUUCCUCUACAAAUCGGAUUUCAAAAUGCCAGACGAUGUUUGGCUUGUUGACCUUGACAGCAGUAAGGUUAUAGCACCCACUAAUGCAGAGAAUCUGCCCCCUCUGCCAGAGCCUGAAGCAGGGGAGCUAAAGAAGCAUCUAAAACAGUGUCUGGUUAGAUUGACCGUGAUCACCCAAAAGCAGAUCUUCUCCUCUGAAAAUAAGGCAUUGGCAAGCAUGAGUUUGAACACACAACCUAUUCUGAACCUGGAGAAGUUCCAGGAAGGCCAGGAGAUGACCCUGCUCCCUCCAGGACGAGACAAGGCUUCGCCAUCCUCCACUGAGUUCAACCCUCUGAUAUACGGCAAUGAUGUUGAUUCCGUUGAUGUGGCCACCAGGGUUGCCAUGGUGCGAUUCUUCAACUCUCCCAAUGUCCUCCAGGGCUUCCAAAUGCACACGCGUACUUUGCGGCUCUUUCCGCGACCAGUGGUCGCUUUUCAGUCUUCGUCUUUUCUUGCGUCUCGCCCACGCCGCUCCUGCUUUGCCGAUAAACUGUCCCACACCCAGGCGGUAGAAUUCUAUGGAGAGUGGGCACUCAAUCCCACCAACCUUGCUUUUCAGAGAAUACACAACAAUGUAUAUGAUCCAUCUUUAAUUGGAGACAAGUCAAAAUGGUAUGCGCAUCAGCUGCAGCCAGUGGUCUACAGAGUCUAUGAUGGAAGCUCCCUGCUGGUGGAAGCUAUGGCUGGUCCACUGGAAGAUGAAGGCAAUGAGUCUGAUCCUACAGACAGUGGUAGUGACAGUGAUGGAUAUGACACCUCCAGCUCUUCCUAUUCUUCACUUGGGGACUUAGUGAGCGAGAUGAUUCAAGGCGACAUCCAGGGGGAUACACCAAGUUUGGAUCCUCCAACUCAUGCUGCACUAGGCGAUGCCAGCGAGGUUGAGUUUCAAGACUUACACGAUUUAAAGGAUAGCCAUAGUGUGGAUGGUCCUUCUAGUGGGGAAGGAGCUGCUGAACAGUCAGACGGACAGCCUCUUCGUUCAAGCUCCAGCACAACUGCAAGCUCAAGCCCUAGCACAAUCGUCCAAGGAGUCAACCAUGAACAAGUUGAAGCACCUGAGAUUGAAGCAUCAGCAAGCGCCGCUUUGCAGAACCCAGUCCCUGGAAUCGGCAGUCAGCCGUUUCUCAGACCAGCAGCAGAUUCUGGUCUGGUGGAUUCUGUCAACAAAAAGCAAGAGUAUGACAACCCAUACUUUGAACCUCAGUAUGGCUUCCCCACUGAGGAAGAUGCGGAAGAAGAGCAAGUGGAAUCCUACACCCCUCGGUUCAACCAGAACCUCAAUGGCAACAAGGCUCAGCGGCCUUUACGUCCCAGCAGCCUGAGGCUCCCAGGAGAGUCUGAUGGAGAGGGAGACUCACGAAACAGCUCCCCCAAUUCCACCAUCUCCAACAGCAGCAAUGAUGGAUUUGGUGGACUUAUGUCUUUUGCCAGUAAUCUUUACAAGAACCACGGCACCAGCUUCAGCCUGUCCAAUCUGGCCCUUCCCAACAAAGCAGCCCGGGAGAAAUCAACACCUUUUCCCAGCCUGAAAGUAUUUGGGCUAAAUUCUCUAAUGGAGAUAAUUACAGAGGCUGGCCCGGGGAGCGGAGAAGGGGCGCGUGCACCCCGAGCACUUGUGGACCAAAAGUCUUCAGUGAUCAAACACAGCCCGACUGUGAAAAGAGAAUCUCCCUCACCCCAGGGUCGGAUCAACAACACAAGUGAGAACCAGCAGUUUUUAAAGGAAGUGGUGCAAAGUGUUCUGGAAGGACAAGGCGUCGGCUGGCUUAACAUGAAAAAGGUUCGCCGACUGCUGGAGAACGAGCAGCUCCGCGUCUUUGUGCUGAGUAAGCUGAACAGAGCCGUCCAGUCGGAGGAAGACGCCAGACAGGAGAUCAUACGUGAUGUGGAGGUGAACAGAAAAGUUUACAAAGGCAUGCUGGACAUCCUGAAGUGCACGGUUUCCAGUCUGGAGCAUUCUUAUACCAAUGCUGGUCUUGGAGGAAUGGCUAGUGUCUUCAGCCUGCUGGAAAUAGCACGCACACAUUAUCAAACCAAAGACCCGGAAAAGCGCAAGCGAAGUCCCACAGACAGUGCUGGCAGCCCGGGGAGUAAAGAGAGUCCUUCUGGUCGUAUGGAGGCAGCCAGACCUCAGGGCCUCCUGAAUAUCCCCCAGCUGCACCUGCCUCACCACACCACGGGCAAAGGAGCCCGCCAUUUUGAUACCCGAAGUCUGAACGAGGAGAACUUUAUUGCCUCGAUUGAAUUGUGGAGCAAGCACCAGGAUAAGCAAAAAGCUAUGGAAAAACAACAGAGGGCUGAAGGGGCAAAGCAGCAGCGCCCGCAGGUGUCUGACGCAGAGGAGAAGAAAUCACAGAUCAGUGCUGAUAGUGGACUCAGUGUUGCAUCUGGUUCUCAGAAGAGUGACACAGAGUCUGUAACAAGUUCAGAGCCGCCGAUCCUCACAAGGAGCACCAGCCAGGACUCGGAGGCCAGCACAGUGAUUAGCAAUAGCUCUGGCGAGACUCUUGGAGCCGACAGUGACCUGAGCAGCACAGCAGGAGAUGGUCUUGGAGGGAGAGCUGCUCCUCAUUUGAAUCAGUCCAGAGGAACUCUGUCUGACAGUGAGAUUGAAACCAAUCCAGCCACAAGCUCAGUCUUUGGAAAAACUCACACUCUUAAACCAGGUGCAAAAGAUCAUUUACCUGCAAUGAUCAAAGGACCUCCUGUUCAACCGAUGGAGGACAUCAGUAUGAGGAUUUAUCUGUUUGAAGGUUUGCUGGGGCGGGAUAAGAGCUCCGUUUGGGAUCAGCUAGAGGAUGCGGCCAUGGAAACCUUUUCUCUAAGUAAGGAGCGCUCCACCCUUUGGGAUCAAGUGCAAUUCUGGGAGGACGCCUUCUUAGAUGCUGUAAUGUUGGAGCGCGAAGGAAUGGGGAUGGACCAGGGACCUCAGGAAAUGAUUGAAAGAUACUUGUCACUUGGAGAGCAUGAUCGCAAGCGUCUGGAGGACGAUGAGGACAGACUCUUGGCCACCCUUCUGCACAACAUGAUUGCUUACAUGCUAAUGAUGAAAGUGAACAAAAAUGACAUCAGGAAGAAAGUGAGACGUUUGAUGGGCAAAUCUCACAUUGGACUCACAUACAGCCAAGAGAUCAACGAGAUACUGGACAAACUGGCCCAUAUGAAUGGUCGUGAGCUGUCCAUCAGGCCCAGUGGAAGUCGUCACAUUAAGAAACAAACAUUUGUUGUUCAUGCUGGCACUGAUACAACAGGAGACAUCUUCUUUAUGGAGGUUUGUGAUGACUGUAUAGUCCUGCGCAGCAACAUCGGUACGGUUUAUGAGCGCUGGUGGUACGAGAAGCUCAUCAAUAUGACGUACUGCCCCAAGACCAAGGUGUUGUGUCUGUGGAGACGUAACGGCCAAGAGACGCAGCUCAACAAGUUUUAUACCAAAAAGUGUCGUGAGCUCUACUACUGUGUCAAAGACAGCAUGGAGAGAGCUGCAGCAAGACAGCAAAGCAUUAAACCAGGCCCGGAGCUUGGCGGUGAAUUCCCCGUCCAGGACAUGAAAACCGGUGAAGGUGGACUGCUUCAGGUUACGCUGGAAGGAAUCAAUCUGAAGUUUAUGCACAGCCAGGAGCGGAAGGUUUUCAUAGAGCUGAGUCACAUUAAAAAGUGCAAUACAGUGAAGGGAGUCUUUGUCCUGGAGGAAUUUGUUCCUGAAACUAAAGAAGUGGUGAUCCACAAGUACAAGACCCCCAUGGCACAUCAGAUCUGUUACUCUGUCCUCUGCCUCUUCUCCUACGUGGCGGCUGUGAAGGGGAAGGAAACGGAAGGAAAACCCAAGCUGCUCUCACCAAGACCCCUUCCCAGCUAGUCAACACCUCCUGCUCCCCUCCCUCUUCUUAACGUCCUUCCUCAUCCUCGGUGUGCCUCUCUACUUGAACUUCAUCUCUCUUUAACCAGACAAUCCCCAAAUUUAAAUCUAAGCACACAAUCCCUGCUCCCCCUCCCUCCUCCUGUAUAAAUAUGAGCCUCUGAUCCUUUAUAGAUCCAGUUGUGUAGACAUGUUUGGUCCUUGAUGUCGUGUAAAUAACUCCAAACAUUCUCCGUUGUUGUCCUGAUGUUCCAAACCCAACUAGUUCCACAUUUGCUUGCUCCUUGGAGUCGGAGAAGCAGUUCAUCAGCUCUGUGUGCAGGCCUCGGCAACGCCAGGUCUGAGCCACAGGCUGCAUGCAGGUCCUGUGCAGCAGCGCAGCUCACCACCUCCUGCCUGCCUCCAUACAGCUCUGUGUUAUUCUGUGACGUGUGAUUACUGUAAAGUUCCAGUUUGUCCAAGUUGAAACUGGUGAAGCAUCCGGGAGACCCUGUUAGAGUGCAGUGACAAAGCAGCUGCAUCCUGCACUAGAGCACCGCAUGUAAACUCUUCUUAAUGGUGUUUGGUCCUAAAAUACUUUCGGUGUUCUCAGAUGUGUUCUCUUGCCCACCAGGCUGAAUAACUGUUCUAGUUCUGCUGUAAAACUUCUCGUCUGUGCUCCUCUGGUAUUAACUGCAUGUUACUAUAAGGAUGAAAAUAAAUAUUAUAUAUAUAUUUCUAUAUAUAGUAUUUAUUUAAUAUAUGCAUUUAGACUGUACAUUUCUCUGGAAAAAAGUUACAAAAUGUUGAUUUGCUUGAUGUGCAAUACUUAAUAAGUAGUUAGCCAUUGCCAGAGUCGGGUUCUCUUGGCUCCCACAGGGUGAAGAAUGUAAGAUGUUUUUUUGUUUGUUUUUUUUUCUAUUGUGUGUUUACUGAAUAUACAGUGUGAUAUGACUUUUCAAAGUGUCCUCUAUGGUUAAUUAUCGGUCAAUCACAAGACAGAAAACUGAACAUUUCAUGGUGGUUUAUCAUUAAAGUUAGAUUCUCUUCCAACUUCAACUGGUAGACAGAACAUCCUCUGCAAGCAGAAAAAUGGGUCUGUAUGUAACAUAUGGGCUGACUGGAGAAGAACGCUUAGGAAAGCCAGCUCUAUCUGCAUUAUUUGAAGGUUAACAUUUUUUAGAGCAGAAAUGAGCUUUUUAAGUUUUGAUUUAUGGACAGAUUUAUGGAUUCACUUAUGAAAAGCAGCAUUUGAGAAGUGCAGCAGCAGUUUAAUAAAUUAAGCAUAAACAAAGUUGAUUUUUUAUUUAAAGUUUAAUAAGCAGUUUUUAUUUCCCCAACUUUCCAUUUUUAGUCGUUUCUUGCUUCAAUUUUCACAUUUCACCUGCUUUAAUAUCAUCUCCAUUAUGCUUGUACUAGGACUAAAACAGAAGAAAAGAUGCAUCACAUUCCUUGGUAGAAAUAGUUUUGAAUCCAACAGAAACUACAAGAUUUUCACAAUGUAUACCAAGCAUGUCCCCAUCUUAUUUUUACUUGGACUUCUUUCAACCAAUAUCUGUUCAUGGACUGAAAAUGGAUGGAUUUCUUACUUUUUCCCUACUUUUCUUAGCAGCAGAAAACUUGGGUACGAAACGAAUGUAUGAAUUUAUGAAGGGUUGAAUUGAUUCAGCCACCCAGGCUUUACUUUAUAUUAAUUAGUUUGAAAACCUCCCAAUUUAAAAAGUACAAAUGAUCAGAUUUUUUGCCAAACAUGAAAUGGUAAAUUUACUGUACAUUUUUUUUUCACCAGGAAGUGAGUUGCUGAAUGUAAAUGUUAAAUUGUGAUGAGCAGCCGGCAGAAAACCUGAGGGGGUUUUGGAUCAUGGAAAUCAAAGUCAAAUCCAGAAUCCAAAACUACAGAUGUAAAGACAGAACAAUGACAGAAAUCCUAAUUUGGUCUCAAAAUGACGUUUGUAAUCAGAUAUUUGUCAUGUGAUCGACCCUGCAGACGUGUUCAAGCCAACAUGUAUAAUCAUGACCGACUCUGUGAGGAGAUUUUGUCUUUAAGUUCUCUUUGUGUUCCAUGACAGUGAAAAACAGGCCCAUUCCACAGUGUGUGUGUGUGUAUAUGAGUGAGUGCAUGUGUGGUCACGUGGCGAACAGUUUCCUGAUCAGCAAUAUAUUGCUACAGUAAUAUCACUGGAAGAGGUUUUAUUUUGAUCCUGACAUGCUUGUAUUUUUAGUAACUUAACUGUGCAAGGUAGAAAUUUCAGGAUGUCAUUGAGAAGAUGAUGUUUCAUCUCCAACUGAUCUGCGAAUUCUGCUUUGGCUACAAAGUUUUUUUUUGUUUGUUUUUUUUUUUUAAAUCUGGAAUAUUACAAUUCAUCUCUGUUAUUGUUCUCACUGGCUGAGAAAGAGAGGGAAACAGUAAGGAGAUGCCAGGUGUAAGCAUUCCAGUUUUUGGAGGUAAAAAAAAAAGGUAUUUAUAGAUUAUGUACAGCUUUGGCAAUAUAAUAAAGUUGUCCUAAAUGAA